Molecule: messenger RNA, 597 nt
Organism: Nicotiana tabacum (common tobacco)
Lineage: Eukaryota; Viridiplantae; Streptophyta; Magnoliopsida; Solanales; Solanaceae
Source: RefSeq, a predicted model, not a curated record
AUGAAAGCUGAUGCAAGUUCAGAGCCAGUGGGUGCAGUAAGGCCACCACUGCCUUUCCCCCAAAGGUUGCAGAAGAAGAAUGAUGAUUGCAUGUUUAACAAAUUUCUCUCUAUGUUGAGCCAGGUUCAAUUAAAUAUUCCAUUGGUUAAUAUACUUCUUCAAAUUCCAGAAUAUGCUAAGUACAUCAAAGAUAUAGUGGCUCACAAUAGGAGAUUGACUGAAUUCGAGACAGUCGCACUUACUGGGGAGUGCACCUCGAGGGUCCAAAACAAGCUUCCUCAAAAGCUUAAGGAUCCUGGCAGCUUCACCAACCCUGUGCGGAUUGGUAAUGUUGAUGUAGGCCAUGCUUUUUGUGAUUUGGGGGAGAGCAUAAACCUGACACCUUUGUCCUUGUUGAAGAAACUUGGUCUGGGACCUCCAAGACCAACUACUGUAAUGUUGCAAUUAGCCGAUAGAUCCAUUACUUACCCCGAAGGAGUGAUUGAAGAUAUGUUGCUGCAAAUUGGGAAAUUCAUCUUCCCAGCGGACUUUAUUAUUGUAAUGACCCGACCGGUUAUUUUGAGCACUUGCAUUUUGCUCGCCAGUUCUAGGAUAUGA